GAAAUUAUUUAGAUAGUCUAUAUGUGAUCAAUUGCUCUAUAGGAUUCUGAGCAAGAUUAAUUUGAAAAGGGUGGCGACAUCUACCAGUUGUGUUUGAUAGUCUAGAUUCAAUGGAGAUCACCGUAAAAUCACUCCACUUAAGAGUAUUUGAGAAGUUGGGUGUAAAGCGAGAUUUGGAAAACAUGCCUAAUUCCUCUAUUAAGAUCAAAUCUGAAUUUCAUAAAGAAAUGAAAUAGAAAUGUGUGCUCCACGGCUUCAUACAAGUCUAAAAAUGAACUUGCCCUUCUCAUCAUGGCAGUCUAUUCCUGCUAAUACUUCAUGAAAAAUAAACGCAGCGAUUGGUUGCUUGUUGUUGUUCCACUGCCAACUCUGCCUUCGAGACGAGCUGUAUUGACAACAUUGACCAUCGUCGACGUCGAACAACGAAGUGCCAGUGGCUGAUUACGUAAUUUGUUUCUCUGUCAACACACACAGCUUGGACGUGAACGGUGUUGUGGCCUGGCGAAAUAUCGAGCGCUUCAACGUAACGCUAACCUAACUAUAAGUGUGCUGGAGUGCAGAGCUAAAACAUCAAAACUGGUCACUGUCCAAAUACUCAUGGACUGCGCUGUAUCAGGAACAUCUGGCCAAGGUGCGUUGGAAAAGGAAUAGCCAGCUAGCCAGUUAGCUAUGGCAACGAUACGUCGCCCAAGGUGUUCUCUCCGAGACUCACUGUAUUGGGAUGAGACUGAGUGCCUGACGUAUUAUGGGAUGCUCUCUCUUCAUGAGAUGUUCGAAGUAGUCGGUUCUCAGCUGACAGAGAUGGAUGUUGAGGUCCUGUCCUUCCUCUUGGAUGAGACCUAUCCAGCGAUAGGCCACCCCUUGGACCCAGCUGGCUGGACCAGCGAGCCUUGCGAGGGGGACCCUGAGGCCGGUAAGGAAGAAGCCCCAAGCCCAGCACUCCUGGUGGCCUGGCGCCGGUUACAGUCCCGGGGUUCUGCCUUGGUCUGCCCCACUGAGGCCCGUCACAAGCCCAAGAGUGGGUUAGAACUGCUGCUGGAGCUGGAGAGGCGCGGGUACCUGAGUGAGUCCACCCUGGAGCCCUUGCUGCAGCUGCUCCGAGUCCUCACACGCCAUGACCUCCUGCCUCUAGUGUCCCGCAAGAAACGGAGGACCGUGUCACCAGAACGCUUUAGACUGGACUACGGGUCAGUGGAUAGAAGAACGGCCUGCCCGUCUGCACUGACUGACACCAGUGCACAGACAGAAUCGCCUGAUGAAAACUCAACACAGCAGUGGAGGAGGGGUGUUGAUCCUGCCAGGACAGCUCCUGCCCCCCUACGAAAGAAGAGGGGCAAAGGUCGUCGUUGGACAAGCAAACCCGUUGCCCACAAGAGAACAGUGGGCAUCACCGAAACACCUGCCCCACCGGUACCUGAGAAAGUGACCUGCGACAUCCGCCUGCGCGUGCGAGCAGAGUACUGGGAGCACGAGUCGGCCCUGCGCGGUGGCGUCUCCUCUGACAAACAACAGCCCCUGGAGCGCCAGUUUGAGCUGUUCAGCCGUGCCAGCUCUGUGCUGCGGGCCCGUGACCUGGGCUCCAUCAUCUGUGACAUCAAGUUUUCUGAGCUGGAGAACCUGGAGGCCUUCUGGGGAGACUACCUGAGCGGAGCGCUGCUUGAAGCCCUGAAGGGGGUGUUUAUCACAGACUCUCUCCGUAGGGCGGCGGGGAGAGAGGGCGUCCGGCUGCUCAUCAGUGUAGACCAGGAUGACUACGAGGAGGGUCGCAAGCUGCUGCUGGACUCACAGGAACAACAAGCUGGCUGCUGGGGAGGAGACAGAACCAACGUGAGAAAGCUGGUUAUGGACGUUCGGCUCUGACAGACGUCUGUUCGAGGUUGUGUUCAUCAUUUUCGGCUCACUACAGUUCACAAAACAGUUCUCGAAUCCUUAGAGACAGUAAGCUGUAUUUCUAAUUCUAACCCGUCCCGUGAUGUUCUCUCUACAGAUCCUGAUCCUGAAGAAAGGAAUGAAAAGGAGAACAAAGUUUUCUUUGUUCUCUCUUAUUUUUAAAGUCCCUCCUACUGAGAACAGAAACAAGGAUACGGCCACUAAUAUGUGGGGGGGGGGAUCCUCAUGGAAAGUGGCCAAACUUGAAAAGAAGUCAAGCUGGUCUAAAAGAUGCACAGUUAAGUUUGGAAUGGAUGACACGGUUUGCCCUGAGGCUCGAUGCCCAGAGGACACAGUGGAAGAGAGACACUUUUUCACACAGAGAUUCAGAAUCACUAACUAACCUAUCACCGAAACCCACUCAAACUACCAUUGUCUCAGAUGUACUCUCUCUCAAAUCACCCACACCAUAAACUGCCAAGUCUGCCUGUGAGCCGCAAUGAAGCCAGGUAUUGUCUUGCAUUGGGAACCUAGAUGCCAACUAAAGACGCAGACAUCGAAGUGCUCUGAUUAUUGAUUGAGUGCAUGAGCUGCCCUGCAAGGCGGGCUUCACAACCUAAAUAUUUGUUUCAGUUUGCAUUGAAAUUUAUGAUUUUGAAUAGAUAAGUGAGACUGAGGUAAUGGGGGGGGGGGGGGGUGACUAAAGAGUGAGAAUAUGUUUUGACUUUUUUGGAGAUAAUUAUAGGUUCAUUAAACGCUGGUCCUUCCAGAACUUAAGUACACAAACACACACACCAUUAAUACAAGCUACUGGUAGUCCCAUCACUGUGCCAUGAUAAACCAGUGCCUGAUAGCUGUGUUCAGUGGCCAUCUCAGAUGACAGGAAAGAUUCCCUCUCGGCCUCAGCCAACCAUGAGAACCCAUCACAUCACCACCAGUUGUUGAACAGCAGCUGGGAUAACACGACUAGGCUGGACCCACCCAGGCUUCCAGCCUGGACCACUGCCUUUCCCACUGGAACUAAAUCACAGUACAGUGCUUCAGUCAAUAGAAGUGAUGUCGAAGAGAUCAAAAUCAGAAACUUGCAUCCCAGCUUCCCUCAGCCCUGCUUUGCCGUCCCCACUUGAGUGGCUUGUGGACGGCUGUCAGUCUAGUCUGGUCACCCUGCUGGAACUAAUGCCUUGACUUCUCUGAUGGAGUGGGAUCAAUACACCCCCCCCCUGUCUCUUUAAGUCCCCUAAUACAAACAUGGUGCCCACUCUGGCCUACUACCACACUGACUCGCAGCGCUUUCUGGGACCACAUUGGAAGACCGGGGAGGCACUCAGGACAACCAUAGUAUUGUAUCUAUUUUCUGUGUUUUGAUAAAUGGAUUCAUUAAUGUAGCUUUGUAAUGUCCAUUAAAAAAAAG
Molecule: messenger RNA, 3280 nt
Organism: Esox lucius (northern pike)
Lineage: Eukaryota; Metazoa; Chordata; Actinopteri; Esociformes; Esocidae
Gene: dedd2
Product: death effector domain-containing 1
Exons: 8
Coding region: 670-1860 (396 amino acids)
Biological process (GO): apoptotic process; extrinsic apoptotic signaling pathway via death domain receptors; regulation of apoptotic process
Cellular component (GO): nucleolus
Molecular function (GO): protein binding; DNA binding
Source: RefSeq, a predicted model, not a curated record